GCAGCAACUGAGCCAGAUGCUGACAGACGGGCAUACGCCGUGUGGGUGUCUGAGAUCAUGCUCCAGCAGACGCAGGUGGCUACAGUGAUCGACUACUACAACCGCUGGAUGCAGAAGUGGCCGACGCUGCAGGCUCUGGCACAGGCGUCCCUGGAGGAGGUGAACGAGCUGUGGGCUGGACUUGGCUACUACUCCAGAGGGAGGCGUCUGCAGGAGGCAGCAAGGAAGGUGGUAUCCGAGCUGGCCGGCCAGAUGCCCAGGACGGCUGUGGACCUGCAGAAGCUGCUGCCAGGAGUGGGCCGAUACACGGCAGGGGCCCUCGCGCCCAUCUCCUAUGGCUCCUGGUCCCAGGCUACCGGCGUCGUGGAUGGGAACGUGAUCCGGGUCCUGUGCCGCCUGCGGUGCAUUGGUGCCGAUUCCAGCAGCCCAGCUGUCAUCGACUGGCUCUGGAACACGGCCAAUGCCCUGGUAGACAGGAGCCGCCCAGGGGAUUUUAACCAAGCCCUGAUGGAGCUGGGGGCAACUGUGUGUGUGCCCAAGGCCCCGCUGUGCAGGGAGUGCCCCGUGAAGCAGCACUGCCGAGCAUGGCGCAGGGUGGAGAAGGAGCUGGCCUUCUCAGCUCAGAAGCUGUUUGGAAAACUCACCCCAGUGCCUGAUGUUGAGGACUGUGGUGUUGGGGGUUGUCCCCUGUGCCCCCCAGCUGCAGAGCCAUGGGACAGCAGCCUGGGGGUGACCAACUUUCCCCGGAAAGCAGCAAAGAAGCAGCCGCGGGCGGCGCGAACAGCCACGUGUGUGGUGGAGCGGAGGGGCUGCCGCAGGGCCCUGGAGUACCUCAUCGUGCAGAGACCCAGCUCGGGUCUCCUGGCCGGGCUCUGGGAGUUCCCCAGCCUCCCCCCGUUUCCAUGUCUUCCCCUCCCCUCACAGGUCAUCCACAUCUUCUCUCACAUCCACCAAACGUACGUGAUCUACUCCCUGUCCCUGGAUGGGGAUGUGACCCUGGACCCUGCCUUGUCCCCAGCCCGCUGGGUGACAGAGGAGGAGUUCCAUGCCUCAGCUGUGUCUGCAGCCAUGAAGAAGGUGCUGAAAGCGCGUGAGAAGCAGCGUGGGGAGGAGCACAGCCCUGGCAAGGUGGGCAUUGCUGGAGGGCACCCUGUGGUUGAAGAUGAGGAUGGCUGUCGGGACGUGUACGUCUCAGCUGGGGACAGCAGUGACUUCUGGGUUAAUGCACCCGUGAGUCCUUGGCUGAGUGUUAACUGCUGGUGA
Messenger RNA from Phaethon lepturus (White-tailed tropicbird), 1263 nucleotides. RefSeq names its product mutY homolog (gene MUTYH). The record is from RefSeq and is a predicted model, not a curated record. The transcript has 13 exons. Gene Ontology annotation, cellular component: nucleus. The annotation marks the transcript as partial. Gene Ontology annotation, biological process: mismatch repair; base-excision repair. Lineage: Eukaryota; Metazoa; Chordata; Aves; Phaethontiformes; Phaethontidae. Gene Ontology annotation, molecular function: oxidized purine DNA binding; 4 iron, 4 sulfur cluster binding; purine-specific mismatch base pair DNA N-glycosylase activity.